Messenger RNA from Trichophyton rubrum CBS 118892, 285 nucleotides. RefSeq lists its product as uncharacterized. The record is from RefSeq and is a predicted model, not a curated record. The transcript has a single exon. Lineage: Eukaryota; Fungi; Ascomycota; Eurotiomycetes; Onygenales; Arthrodermataceae. The coding region runs from base 1 to 285 and encodes 94 amino acids.
AUGUCCGUCUCUUUAACUAGCAUCCUCGAUUCGCUGGGCAAGGCUGGUACAAGACAGCCACGUCCGCCAGUUGGCAUGGCCAUACGGAGUGGAGGAAGAACGCAGAUACAAGCUGUGCGAUGCCAGGCCGGCUCCGACACCGAUACCGACACCGACAUCGUCACCAAGAGGACGAUGUCAUGGACAUCUUUGUCCGAGGUCGAUGGAUUUAUGCUAUGGAGCCAACUCCUUCCUGGCAGUGCUUUAAAGACUCGCAAUGAGGCGCACUGGAUCCUACGUACCUGA